Hippoglossus stenolepis (Pacific halibut) is the source of this 5466-nucleotide messenger RNA. RefSeq names its product rab GTPase-activating protein 1. The record is from RefSeq and is a predicted model, not a curated record. The transcript is spliced from 27 exons. NCBI's taxonomy places the organism in Eukaryota, Metazoa, Chordata, Actinopteri, Pleuronectiformes, Pleuronectidae. The coding region runs from base 207 to 3482 and encodes 1091 amino acids.
AGUGCGGCGGUGAGCGGGUAGUGUUUACAGCUCUGCUGCUGGAUGCAGUUGCUGCUGAUGUUACUGGGAGACAACAAUGUUGUGUCAGCCGCCGUUGGAGUAAACACACCAGUGGGUUUGAAGGUGAUUUUGCUCAUCAUCUCCCACCACUUCCUCCUCCCGUCCUCCAUUCAUGAGCAGCGUGGCUGAGUUUAACAGCGGCAGCCAUGGAUGACAAAGUCUCGGUGGGGAAGAUUAGCGUCUCCUCGGACUCAGUGUCCACUCUCAACAGUGAGGACUUUGUCCUUGUGUCCCGCCUGGGGGACGAGACACCCUCCUCCACUAAUAAUGGUAGUGAUGACGAAAAGACAGGACUGAAGGUGAUUUCUGAGGAAGGGGUCAGCUUUAAGAUUGUGGGGAAUGGAAGUGAACAGCAGCUCCAGAGGGAGUUAGAGGAUGUCCUAAUGGACCCAUCGGUAGCUGACGCUGGGCACGGACCGGGAACAGGAAUGGACAGCUUGGGUGUAGGGGGCCGUAGCCCUCUCCCCACGACAGCGUCACCAGUAGCGCCAGGCUCUGACCCUCUGAGUUCAUCCCCGCCCAAGUUGGAGAUAGUGCUGCCUGUUCAGACGGCACAGGAGAGUGAGCUGAAUGAGAGAUCGUAUCGCGGAGACGAAUCAUCAUCCGAUGGCAGUCCCGGCAGUCCCAUUCCAGAUGAGGACAGCGUUGUGUUCAGCCAGCUGACAUAUCUGGGGUGUGCAUCGGUCAACGCCCCCCGCAGUGAGGUGGAGGCCCUUCGUAUGAUGAGUAUCCUCAGAGGGCAGUGCCAGGUCCCCCUGGAUGUCACCCUAUCUGUGCCAGGCGUGUCUGAAGGCACUGUCAGGUUGCUGGACCCCAACAACAGUACGGAGAUUGCCAACUACCCUAUCUACAAGAUUCUGUUCUGUGUGCGCGGCCAUGAUGGUACUCCAGAGAGUGACUGCUUCGCCUUCACUGAGAGCCACUACAAUGCUGAGAUCUUCAGGAUCCAUGUGUUCCGCUGUCAAAUUCAAGAGGCGGUCAGUAGGAUAUUGUACAGCUUUGCCACAGCGUUUCGGCGGUCAGCGAAGAAGGCUAUUCUGUCAUCUCAGCAGGCUGCUCCUCUCACCCCUGACAGUGACUUGUUUACCUUCACCGUCAGCCUGGAGAUCAGGGAGGACGAUGGCAAGGGUACCUUCAGCGCUGUAGCAAAGGACAAGGACAAGCAGAGCUUCAAGCUGCGCGCAGGGAUGGACAAGAAAAUAGUGAUUUAUGUCCAGCAGACUUCCAAUAAGGAGCUUGCCAUUGAGAGGUGCUUUGGUCUUCUGCUCAGCCCAGGGAAAAAUGUGAAGAACAGUGACAUGCACCUGCUGGACCUGGAGUCAAUGGGAAAGAGCUCUGACGGGAAAUCUUACAUCAUCACAGGAAGCUGGAACCCCAACACGCCUCAGUUCCAGGCUGUGAAUGAGGAAACGCCCAAAGAUAAAUUCAUGUACAUGACGACAGCAGUGGACCUGGUCAUCACAGAGGUGGAGGAGCCGGUCCGCUUCCUGCUGGAGACGAGGGUCAGAGUGUGCUCGCCCAAUGACAGGCUGUUCUGGCCCUUCAGCAAGCGGAGCUACACUGAGACCUUUUACCUUAAACUCCGCCAGAUGGAGCGUAAGGAGCGCAAGAGUCCUGCCUCCGACACACUCUAUGAGGUGGUGAGUUUGGAAAGUGAGAAUGAGAGGGAGAAAAGGAAGACCACGGCUAGUCCCGGCAUCGUGCCCACUGGGCCUGGUACCGGGGUUCCUUCACCACCUGAGGAUGAUGAAGAAGAAGAUAACGACGAGCCGCUACUCAGUGGAUCAGGUGACGUUUCCAAGGAGUGUGCAGAGAAGAUCCUGGAAACCUGGGGAGAAUUACUAUCUAAGUGGCAUUUGAACUUAUCAGUGCGGCCCAGGCAGCUGCCAGCGUUGGUGCGGAGUGGUAUUCCCGAAGCUCUUCGUGGGGAGGUGUGGCAGCUCCUGGCAGGGUGCCACAACAAUGACCACCAGGUGGAAGAGUACCGCACUCUAAUCACAAAGGAGUCUCCCCAGGACAGUGCCAUCACCAGAGACAUUAAUAGGACAUUCCCAGCUCAUGACUACUUUAAAGACACUGGAGGAGAUGGACAAGACUCGCUCUACAAGAUCUGCAAGGCGUACUCUGUUUAUGACGAGGAGAUUGGAUACUGCCAGGGACAGUCCUUCCUGGCUGCCGUGCUGCUGCUGCACAUGCCAGAGGAACAAGCUUUCAGUGUCCUGGUCAAGAUCAUGUUUGAUUACGGGCUCAGGGAUCUUUUCAAGCAGAACUUUGAAGAUCUACAUUGCAAGUUCUUCCAGCUUGAGAGGCUCAUGCAGGAAUAUAUAUCAGACCUUUACAACCAUUUCCUGAACGUGGGUCUGGAAGCUCACAUGUACGCCUCUCAGUGGUUCCUCACCCUCUUCACAGCCAAGUUCCCUCUUUACAUGGUCUUCCAUAUCAUCGACCUGCUACUGUGUGAGGGCAUCAGCGUGAUCUUCAAUGUAGCCUUGGCACUUCUGAAGACAUCAAAAGAUGAUCUGAUCCAGACAGACUUCGAGGGCGCACUCAAGUUCUUUCGCGUCCCGGUGCCAAAGAGGUACCGCUCUGAGGAAAAUGCAAAGAAGCUGAUGGAGCUGGCCUGUAGCAUAAAGAUCAGCCAGAAGAAGCUGAAGAAAUUUGAGAAGGAGUAUCACACCAUCAGGGAGCAGCAGGAGCAGCAGGAGGCCCCCAUCGAGAGAUACGAGAGGGAGAACCGUCGUUUGCAAGAGGCGAACAUGCGUCUGGAGCAGGAGAACGACGACCUGGCACACGAACUCGUCAGCAGCAAGAUAGCUCUGCGCAAAGACCUUGACAACGCCGAGGAAAAGGCAGACGCCCUGAACAAAGAGUUGCUGCUGACUAAACAGAAACUCGUGGACUCUGAGGACGAGAAGAGGCGACUGGAGGAAGAGUCUGCACAGCUGAAGGAGAUGUGCCGACGAGAGCUCGAUAAAUCUGAAUCAGAGAUUAAGAAGAACGGCUCCAUCAUUGGAGAAUAUAAGCAGAUCUGCUCCCAGCUGAGCGAAAGACUGGAGAAACAACAGACAUCCACCCGAGGAGAGCUGGAGAAAAUCCGGUCCAAAGUCGAAGGCUGUGAGAAGUGCAGCAGCCUCUUCAACAAAGAGGGUCGUGUGCGGGCCGCUGUGUCCACGGCGCCUGGCGGAGGGAGUGAGGAGACCGACGAGGAGAAGGAGGCUUUGAAGAGCCAGCUGAGGGAGAUGGAGCUGGAGCUUGCUCAGACCAAACUGCAGCUGGUGGAGGCUGAGUGCAAAAUCCAGGACUUGGAGCAUCACUUGGGUCUGGCCCUCAACGAGGUUCAGGCCGCCAAGAAGACCUGGUUCAACCGGACGCUCAGCUCCAUCAAAACCGUCACUGGGACCCAGGGGAAGGAGACCGCCUAACCUGAAACCCCCCCCCCCCAUCCAGCCAGUUUUACCAACCGUGUGCGGAGCUCAGAGCAAGUGACCACACUGAAAAACGCCUAAUCCUAACUGGGCCAUAUUUAACUUGAACACUGACAAUUUAAACCCAGGACGACCAUAACUACAGACUGUGUUACCUAACAAAAAUGUCCUCGUGUCCCUCCCCCCCCCGCUCCCUCGCCUACUGAUCUAAUCACCCAUUUCUCGCCCUCCUCACCCCAAAUGACUACAGCCGACCGUGCUGAUGAGAAGGGGUUUGGAAAAACACAAGAUAAAGUACAACGGUACCAUCGUCCCCCGGAGAAACGACGAGAAAAGCGUUUAGAAAAUUGGAGGAUUGCUUCAUUGAUUUCUGUCUUUGUACUGCUGAUAUUAAAAAGUGGCAGAAGGAAGGUAGGACACCUGGACUGACACUGUCCUCACAGGACAGAGAGAAACACACUCCGUCCUUCCUGACUCUUCUGCAUGCUCCCCUCAAAACUACUGGCACAAACAAACCAGUCCCAGUAAAAUGUUUGUUUUUCGGUACGAGAGCUAAAAUACGCCUUUUCAAAACUGAGCUUUUUCUAAUUUCCGUUGAACAAAACCUUUCUUUUUUUUUUUCUAUGUAUGUACACGAAUGUGCUUAUGUAAAGAGGAUGUAUGUAUGUGUGUGUGCGCGCGCGUGUGUACAAGUGCACAUGUUUUAUUGUUUUGUGUUCUUUGUGUGUUUGUGUACAUGCGUGAGGCUGAAAAAAAAAAACACGUUUGAGUGCAUAAAUAAUUGACUGAAAUAACGUUAAGCUGAGUGUGAACGAGAAACAGAGUGUAAGUCCAAGGGAAAGAAAAAGCACUAAGGUUACGAGUGUGUGUGUGAGCGCAUGUGAGGGAGAACAGUCCCCCAUUGUGUAGUUUCCUUAAAUGUCCAAAUGUGUUUUAUGAAUGAAGCUAAAGAGACGUUUGCUGACGAAGCCUUGAUCCGAAGGUCGAUAAAAGAUACGAGCUGAGAUGAAAAUGUAAUUUACAAUUUUAAAAAAGGCAGACGCUUAAAAGCUGUUGUGACUAAAGAGCAGCAGCAUUAAUGUCCUUCCAUUGAUUUCAGACGUAAAACAUGCUCGAGGUUUUUGUUUGGUUCGGAUCUUCCAGCACAAAGAAACUUAAAAAGCUCCAAAUCAUGAAAACCUCUGCAUGUUUUACACCGAAUGUGUCUAUGUGAGAAACCCAGAAUGAAGCAAUGAUUGUCAGAAACCAUAAACACGGCUGAGGGGAGUGUAGAGUCAAAGAUUGAAACACACACACACACACACACACACACACACACACACACACACACACACACACACACACACACACACACACACACACAGAACAUUGCAAUUCUGUUUUUGAACACACCUCCCUCUCUCUCUCUCUCUCUGUGGGCGCCAGCUGCUCUGCGAUCUUUGACCUGAACUGUCACGGCCAUGUCUGAUAUAUUGUCGAACUGUGUGACAUGUUGUGGUGUGUUUUACAACAGUUUUCCCCAUUCACUCAGACCACUGGGAUCGGUCUGAGCACCACACACAAGCACUGAAUUACAAACGCAUGCAGAACACUCGGCGGCCUCUUCAUUCAGAAGGAUCCCACAAACACGCAGACGUGGUCGAGACGUGUGGUUAUUUAUUGUGAAAAAAGCAGGAAGACGUGAUUUGAAAGAUGGUUUUGAUGUUUUUUUUUAUUCAAGACGAUAGUGUUUGCAGGAGACUGUGAGGAAAACAGAAACGUGGUCACUGAAUAAAAAAACAAUGAUCAGAAAAUAUGUUUAAAAGUAAGAGGAAGGUCAUGAGGACACAGAUAAGAAUUGUUGAAUAUUGGCUUAACUUAAAGGUUCAGUGUGUAGGAUUUAGUGACACCUAGUGGUGAAGUUGCUCACCCUCAACUUACCCUCCCCUUCCAAACAUGAAAGAGAACCUGUGGAAACCUUCAGUUGUUAUAAAAACUCAAA